Scomber scombrus (Atlantic mackerel) is the source of this 1214-nucleotide messenger RNA. RefSeq lists its product as uncharacterized. The transcript is spliced from 6 exons. NCBI's taxonomy places the organism in Eukaryota, Metazoa, Chordata, Actinopteri, Scombriformes, Scombridae. The record is from RefSeq and is a predicted model, not a curated record. Gene Ontology annotation, biological process: B cell receptor signaling pathway; positive regulation of B cell receptor signaling pathway; regulation of B cell differentiation. Gene Ontology annotation, cellular component: membrane raft. Bases 64 to 810 code for a protein of 248 amino acids. Gene Ontology annotation, molecular function: transmembrane signaling receptor activity.
GGACACGCAGAACAAGCGUUUUGAAGGGGACUAGACGUAGAGGUCUAUGAGCAUGUAAAAAACAUGGCAUCUCAACGGUUUUGGUGUCUUUCUUUCAUCUUGACUUGGAUAUUUGUAUUUUUCCUCCCUUCUGUGCGCUCUGAAACAGUACAACUGGAAAACACAGUUUUUGUAGCCCUCAAAGGUGAAGAGCUCAGUAUUAAAUAUAAUGUGACAACACCAGCAAACCAAACCGAAGCUACCAUGAAAUGCUACAACCCAAAUCAGGAGCAGAUAUAUGAAAUCCCAGCUGGCCAGCUAAAAUGGAUUGAUGUCUUGGUGCUGAAAAACCUGACCAUUACAGGAGAAUAUUUUUGCGAAUACAAAACAGCCAAAGCUUACUGGUUUCUCCGAGUGAGAGAUGAGGGCUACAAGGAGGCUAUAAUGUGGGAUUACAAAGAAAUCAUCACACUGACCUUCUUCACUAGUGUGCUGCUCAUUUUCAGUGUGGUCGGCUCAUUGUAUGUCUUCAGAGGAUAUUGGAAAGAAAAGAUCACUGACAGUGGCAAAAAACAAAAGCAGAACCAGGAAGAAAGGAAGGAGGGCGAGUUGAAGGAGGACCAAGAGGAUGUAACGUCUUCGUCCUCUUUCUAUGCUAGUCUCGAGCCUCGACCCAGGUCCAUUUAUGGUGUGCUGGACUACUCAGCUACCGAAACAGUACCAGACCAAAGCAAAGCUGCACAGAAAACCGAGAAAACCCCCGAAACAAUGAUGCAAACAACAGAAAAGAAGGAUGAGGAUGUUUUUGAGUCCGUCUAUGAGAACUUCUGAAUCAUUAUACAUUAUAUUAUUAAAUUAUUAUUACUAAUGCAGUGACAUGUAAGCAGCAUUUUAUUGUCAUAGGUGGUUUCAGGGGAGCUACAGGUACCCAUUUAGAUACUGUUGGGUGAUUUACUUACUGUAUAGCAACGCUUCAUAUUCUAUACAUUAAUUACAGGUUUUUAAAAGCUGAAUAUGCAAAUAAUUAUUAACUAUAGCUAACAAAUAAAUGUUGCUUAGUAAAAUGUACAAUAAGAUUUAAAAAGCGUUCUAUUUCCCUAUAAUUUAUAGGUAUUUAGUAGCAAGUACCUCAGAACUGUGCCUAGCUUUAGAUAGAUAGCCUAUUACUAAAAAUAUCCAAAAGUUGUACAAAUAAAACAAAUAUAUGUAUACAGAAAAAUAAAAAUAAAACUUGC